Molecule: messenger RNA, 1131 nt
Organism: Schistosoma margrebowiei
Lineage: Eukaryota; Metazoa; Platyhelminthes; Trematoda; Strigeidida; Schistosomatidae
Source: the annotation of a GenBank genome assembly
AUGUACAAGGUCGUAAAACCUUUCCAAGCAGCAGGAUUUUACUGUUCAAACUUGACAACAAAGUAUAGCCAGUCAUCCUAUUGCCUUCAAGAACUGUUUGCGAAUCCUCAAAUCCACAACCUUUUACGUUUGAUUACUUGCAUAGAUUCAAACACAGUUCACCAACGACGCUAUAGAAGAGCUGGGAAGGAAAGUAUUAAACUUCUUAAUGAUGCCGAACUAAAUAUAGUCAAAAAAUAUACUGCCGCUUUUACGGAACAAAAGUUGCAGAUGCCACCUGUUUUAAACCCAAGAACCUCUGUAAACAGCCAAAUCAUUUCUCGAGAUAGCGGUCUUCAAGGGAUUAUUCCGGGAAAUAUUAAACUAGUUUUUACAGAUACCACACUAAAGCGUGACAGAAAGAACCGUCUCAUAGUAGUUAGAGAGUCAAAUGGUAACUUAAGACACGCAGACCUUUCUGAACGUGAUCGUAUUAACCAAGUUUACUUUCCUUUGUCUGGUCGGAAGUUGUUUAUUCCCAUGAUGUUUGAAGACGAGCAGUUAGAUGCACUUUUGGACCAAGGCUCAUUUUUGUAUAUUUUGGACAGAACAUGUGUUCAGUUCGAACCAGAUGACCCACAUUUUAGUCGAAUAUGCCAUCGUGUUUAUGAACGUGUGAACCAUUUAGCUUGGACUCCAUUUGAAAACGCUGAAUCGAUAACCAACGGUCUAACCAACCCAUUGCUUCUACUACGACACACACGCUAUUACGGUCCCUUAGCUUUAUAUAUGAUUGCUCAAUUAGGUUCUCCUGGGCCACUUGUUUAUGAGACUCUUGCACAUCAACAUUACAAUCGCUUAGGUUGGGUACUUCGUUUAGUUUGUCUUCUUAGACCCUCUAGUCCUUUUGCUGUUCAUACAAAGUCAAAUGUCGAUUUAAUACCUCCGCCGAUACAAACUGUUUUAGACUACACAAAGGAUUUGUCCCAACAAAAUAUGAGUCCAUCCGAGAUUAGCAAGUUGCUGGAUUAUGUUGAACUUUUCAUCAAUCUGGAACCUUUAAGCAAAGACAAACAAGUCAUACUCAAUGAUUAUCUUCAACGAGCUCGAGAAGGUAUCAAAAUGAACAUAGAAACAAUGGAUAAUGCUUAG